Messenger RNA from Vigna unguiculata (cowpea), 1888 nucleotides. RefSeq names its product Calcineurin-like metallo-phosphoesterase superfamily protein (gene SLP2). The record is from RefSeq and is a predicted model, not a curated record. NCBI's taxonomy places the organism in Eukaryota, Viridiplantae, Streptophyta, Magnoliopsida, Fabales, Fabaceae. Gene Ontology annotation, molecular function: hydrolase activity.
UUAAACCUUUCAAAAUCGUGUAAGAAAUUUUUGUCCAAAAUAUCAUUUUCCAUAGAAUAAGCUGAGAAGAAGACGAGAGGGAAAGAACUGAAGAGCAAAAAGAUGAUACAUAGGACCACAUCUUGUACAAAAAGUAAACAACUUUCAUUUCUUUCCUAGUCUGCAGCCUCACAUAGCAUCCAAAACCGUCACGCAAUCUCAAUCCCAAACUGUAACUCAUCGUGGGUUUCUGAACGGAGAAUUUGAAUUCAGAAUAGCAGUGAACUGAAUAGCAAUGGGAAGAGAAGAAGAGAUCUCAAACUCAUCCUGCAAAGACAUUCCCAAUCUCCUAUCAUCAUUUGUUGACACCUUCGUGGAUUUCUCAGUCAGCGGCCUCUUCCUUCCUCCGCCGCCGCCAUCUCCUCCGCCUCUCCCAACUCGUCUUCCCUCGCCACCGCGCCUGGUCGCCAUUGGCGACCUCCACGGCGACCUCGACAAGUCCAAGCAGGCCUUACGCCUGGCGGGCCUCAUCGACGCGAACGAUGUCUACAUCGGCGGCUCUGCGACUGUGGUUCAGGUCGGCGACGUCUUGGACCGCGGUGGCGACGAGCUGAAGAUCCUCUACUUCCUCGAGAAGCUAAAGCGUGAGGCGGCGCGGAGCGGAGGCAGAAUCAUCACCAUGCACGGCAACCACGAAAUCAUGAACGUUGAGGGCGAUUUCCGCUACGCAACAGAAUCCGGCGUCGAGGAAUUUAGGGUUUGGUGGGAGUGGUUCCGAGUUGGGAACAAAAUCAAGAGCCUUUGCGACGGUUUGGAAAAACCGAAGGACCCAAUGAGAGGCGUUCCCUCGUCGUUCCACGGAGUGAGGAAAGAGUUCCAUGAUGGGUUUCGGGCCCGGGUCGCGGCGUUGCGGCCCAAUGGCCCAAUUGCAAAAAGGUUUCUGUCUGAGAACGUCACCGUUUUGGUCGUUGGGGAUUCUAUUUUCGUGCACGGUGGGUUGUUGCCAGAACACACUUCUUACGGUUUGGAGAAGAUUAACGAGGAGGUUCGCGAUUGGGUUAAAGGUUUGACCGGUCACUUUUCGCCCCAGUAUUGUCGGGCUUCAGACGGUGUUGUAUGGUUGAGGAAAUUCUCACGUAGCAAGGUGCCGCAGUGUGAUUGUUCCACCCUUGAACAUGUUUUGGCCACGGUUCCUGGUGUUAAGAGGAUGAUAAUGGGGCACAGUAUUCAGAGGGUUGGAAUUAACGGCACCUGCGACGACAAGGCAAUUCGAAUCGAUGUGGGUUUGUCGAAGGGAUGUGGUGACGGUUUACCCGAGGUUUUGGAGAUUAGCGGAACUUCCGGUUUAAGGAUAUUAACGGCCAAUCCCUUAUAUCAGAAUAAGGCUACGGUGAAUGUUGGAAAGGAACAAGGACUUGGAUUGUUGCUUGGGGAACAGGGUGGACCUAAGCAGGUGGAAGUCCAGGCUUAAAGAAAGGAUAUUGGAUUCCCUAUACCAUUAUUGAUUGGUGCAGAGAGUUUUCAGAUAGCGUUGAAGAUGGUCUUCAGAUAGAGAUAAGAGAUAAGUGCCCGCAACAAACAUGCUUAAGUACGUUAACGAUUGAACAAUAAUAAACAAGUUAUCAAUGAAUAGUAUCUAUCUUGUAUUCAUUGUAUUUAUAACAUUUUUAGUGGAAAUUUUUCUGUAUUGGCCUUGAUUACGUUCUCCUGUAAUUUUAUUGUCCGACUAAUGUCCUAUUGACCAUCAUUAUUGAUCUUAAUCAAAUGUUGUAAUUAUAUUAUUGGGAUGUUUAGCUGUUGUGUUUCUGUCCAACCUCGGCAUCUUCUUGGAAUCUGGUGUACAUAAACAAUUGAUGUAUUUUGAUUACAAUGAACCGCUAAGAUAUUAAGAACUUGUCCCUGCUGUUUG